CACAUACUAGCUGCUUGUUAGAAGAACUAUGAUGUGUGAGAGAAUAAAGACUUGAGGACAUUUUAAACGCAGGCAAGCCACUCUCACUGAAACACUCAGCUAUUGCUUACCUCGGAACCCCAGCUCUGGCCCCGCCCUCUCAAGAUGGCUGAUGCCCUAAAGAACACUGAGCUCCCAGAGUGCCCCACAGAGGGCGGGGCCACAGCAGAGGAGCAGGACAUCUCUCUGAAACCGGAAACCACACCCACUAGCUCACCCACAGGGGAGGAGCCUAUCGGCGGUCGGAGCCCGUCCAUGCCACCUCCUCCUGGUCUGCUUUCAAUGCCUUGUCUACUGAAGGAGCUGCGAAGAGACUCCUCCCCUGAUCACCCACAAGCUGCCUCCCCUAACACAAAAUCACGCCCACAAGAAGACAGUGACUCCUCCCCUUGCCUGCGUUCCCCCUCUUCCUCGGGUCACCUGGGUGACUCAGACACGCUGUCAUCGGCGGAAGAGACAGCCGUCGCACCCGCCCAGACGGCCGGUAGGAAAUCCCGACGCUCUCAUUCCGAGAGCGAUACGUCAUCUGUCGCCAUGGCGGCGAAGAAGAACCGUUGCCAGGAGCGGCAGGUCAACGGGCGUGUGCGGGUUCGGGGUCAGCGGAGCCAGAGGCAGAAGGAACGGAUGCGGAUGCUGCGACAGAAACGAGAGGCAGCCGCCAGACGCAAACCAGACCUGCUACAGGACAGCAGUACCAGCGACAGCGACAUCACCGCCCAGUCUUCAUCAUCAUCAUCAUCAGCCUCAUCAGACAAUGAAGGAGGGACAAUCAGCUCACACGCACCAGUCGGUCCUGCAGUGGUUGGGCACUAUGAUAUCUCAGACACACACUCAGAGCAGGAGAAUCAGACAGGCUCUCACGCAGGUGCUGUAGAUGCAGAGCCUCCUCAGGUAAAUUUACCCUCCAGUGACAGUGAGGUGGAGAUUGUCGGAGUUCAGGAGAAUUCCAGAUUCCCACGUGGUGGAGUGAUCCAGUCUCUCUCUUCUUGGAAGCAACGGGCCCCCUCCCCUUGGGCAGCGGUUUCUACGCAGUCUGGCUGGGCCCCACCCCCUGAAGUGGUGGAUCUCACCCUUGAUGAAGACAGACACAGAUAUUUGCUUUGA
Messenger RNA from Chanos chanos (milkfish), 1143 nucleotides. It is a transcript of the gene ark2n, whose product is annotated as arkadia (rnf111) N-terminal like PKA signaling regulator 2n. Lineage: Eukaryota; Metazoa; Chordata; Actinopteri; Gonorynchiformes; Chanidae. The transcript is spliced from 5 exons. The record is from RefSeq and is a predicted model, not a curated record. The coding region runs from base 145 to 1143 and encodes 332 amino acids.